Ectocarpus siliculosus is the source of this 1269-nucleotide messenger RNA. Lineage: Eukaryota; Phaeophyceae; Ectocarpales; Ectocarpaceae. The record is from the annotation of a GenBank genome assembly.
AUGAGCAGCUCAGGUAGCGACGACAAGAGACCCUCCCGGGUCCUUGAUCACCUGUAUAUUGGGAGCCGCGUGCACGCCAAGAACCGGGGGCUUCUGAAGGAGCUCGGGAUUAACCGCGUGCUCAACGUGACUCCAGCCCGAACAAUGGACCCCACCAACGGCGUGCCCAAUUUCUUCGAGAAGGAUCGCGCCAUGACGUACAAGCGGGUGGCGGUCUUUGACAACCGUGGGGAAGACCUGCUGCAACAUCUGGAGUCUUGCAUCUCAUUUAUCGAACAGGGAAGCUUUUACGGGAAGGUGCUUGUUCACUGCAACAAGGGCGUUAGCCGGAGCAGCACCGUCGUGGCGGCGUACCUCAUGAGAACAAGAGGACUCUCAAAGACUACGGCACUUACGUACCUGAGAUCACGAAGGUCCAUCGUCAACCCACACGAGGGCUUCCUUGCACAACUCGACACCUUCGAGGCAAAACUCACAGCGGAACGGGAAAUGGCCAUCGCAGAUGGCCAGGCAAUAAAGUUUCCGGACGACCUUUUGAGCACCGGAGGGCGAACAGCGGCGAACGGGCCCGCCAUCGGGCCGAUCGGCCCCGCCCGGGGACCCUCCGCCCCCGUCCCCUCUCCGAGAAACGCUCCCAGAACCACAAGCCCAGCCCGAGCACCUGUUGUCGGCCCUUGUCUGCCUCAAAGUACCCCCACGGGCUCGAAGAGCGGGGCUGCAAGCGGGGGGGCUCGCGCCGGACCGAUUGGCCCGUCGCGUGGGCCAGCGCCUCGGUCACCAGCCCAGACGGAAGAGCCUCCCGCAAAUGCUGCGGCGAAAAAGGCCGUUGCGACAAAUGACGGUGCGGAAGUACGGGAGCCAAACGUGGCAGGAGGGUUGAGCAGUGGUGCAGGGCAGCUUGGAGAGGGGAUGUCUUCAGCCGAUAUUUCUUUGGCAUCGCCCGACCGCCCAACAGCCGGCGAUGAAAGUACUGGGGGUGCCUCGAAGCGCGGGGGAGGCAACCGUGGAGAGGCCGAGCCAAACGGUAUCGAUGAAAUUGGUCCGAAAAUUGGUCCGCCGGUGUCGAUGGCGGCUACCAGUUGUGGCGGCGAUGAUCCAAAUGCCGUCCACGUCGGCAGCAAGAGAGCUAGAGAAGGGGAUCUUCCGAUUGAUGUUGCGGAUAAGGCCUUCAGAGAUUACGAGUGACCACGGAGUGUGCGGAGGACAGAUUGCGGUAGGGGCCUUGGGUAACACAAUGCGGCAGGAGGGGGCCUUGUGAUGUGCUUUCUG